AUGGCUCCUAAACACUUGGAUGAGGUAGUCGUGCCUCGUCAAAAUCCUGCCUACAAUGAGCAGACUGGCGAGCUCGUGUUGCCGCAAAAGACGUGGUGGAGAGACCCAGGGCUUCGACGAUUGUAUUUUAUGGCGCCCAUCCUCUUCCUGGGCUCUACCAUCAACGGAUAUGAUGGUAGUCUCCUGAAUGGGUUGCAGACAAUGGAUACAUGGCAAGCAUACUUUGAUUAUCCAUCGGGAUCUCGUCUCGGGUUAUUCACUGCAAUCAUGAAUAUUGGCGCCAUCUCUGCUCUUUUGUUCUCAUGGGUCAUAUCCGAUACCCUUGGACGCAGAAUCGGCGUUGCGGUAGGCAAUUUGAUAGUUUUAGUUGGUACUAUCAUUCAAGUCGUCCCCGAAGUAAAUUCAGGAAUGUUCAUUGGAGGUCGUUUCUUGGUUGGCUUAGGGUCCAAUCUAGCUCAAGGAUCCGCUCCUCUCCUUCUGGUCGAGCUGGCGUACCCUCAGCAUCGCGGGAAGUUGACAACAAUGUACAACACACUUUGGUUUGUCGGAUCAAUUGUUGCUGCAUGGACUGUGUUCGGUACGCAAAGAUAUACAAGCGACGCAUCAUGGAGAAUUCCGGUAGCAGUUCAAGCGGCCAUGCCGGUAAUUCAACUUGCACUCAUCUUUUGUCUGCCCGAAAGCCCUCGUUGGCUCUGUUCGAAGGAUCGACUUGAUGAAGCGUUCGCAGUGCUUGUGAAAUACCACGCCAAUGGGGAUAACAGUAAUGAAUAUGUUCGAGCCGAGUUCCAGGAAAUAAGGGAAACGAUAAAGCUGGAAAGGAUGCAUUCAAGAAAUGGAUGGCUCGUCUUUCUUCAGAAACCCGGAAACCGGAAGAGACUGCUCUUGAUUGCACUGACAUCUUUUUUCUCCCAAUGCUCCGGCAAUGGCCUUGUAUCCUAUUAUAUUCACGAUAUUCUCACUUCGGUCGGGGUUAAGAGUUCGCGUGAUCAGUCGAUCAUUAAUGGUGGCCUCCAAAUUUGGUCCUUCUUGGUGGCAAUUUUGAUGUCCUUGUUGGUGGACAAAGUUGGAAGGCGCAAGCUAUUCUUGAUCGCUGGUGUUGGCAUGCUUGUCAGUUUCAGUAUAUGGACAGGUUGUUCUGCGGUCUAUGCUCAAACAGGGAAUAAGGGGGCAGGAGGUGCAGUCAUUGCGAUGAUAUUCCUGUUUUAUUUUGUGGCUGGCUUUGCCUGGCCUGGGUUGACCGUUGCAUAUACUUCUGAGAUCCUUCCUUUUAGCAUUCGAGCGAAAGGACUAUCCCUCGGAUUUGCACUUACUGCUUCUUCGAGUGUGUUUAACCAAUACGUAAACCCCAUCGGUCUGCAGCAUCUUGCUUGGAGAUUUUAUUUUGUAUAUAUCGCCAUCCUUGUCGUGGAAUGUUUGUGUAUCUAUUUCCUCUUCGUCGAGACAAAAGGCCCCACUCUUGAAGAGAUUGCUCGACUUUUUGACGGCGAAGAUGCGGAUGUGGCCGGAAAGGAGGCUGUUGACGAGAAAAUGCAAAACAAGGCGGAAUCGCUGCAUCUCGAGGUCGUGUAG
This is a messenger RNA of Rasamsonia emersonii CBS 393.64, 1569 nucleotides long. Its product is annotated as sugar:H+ symporter. Bases 1 to 1569 code for a protein of 522 amino acids. Gene Ontology annotation, cellular component: membrane. The transcript has 9 exons. Gene Ontology annotation, molecular function: carbohydrate:proton symporter activity. Lineage: Eukaryota; Fungi; Ascomycota; Eurotiomycetes; Eurotiales; Trichocomaceae. Gene Ontology annotation, biological process: transmembrane transport; carbohydrate transport. The record is from RefSeq and is a predicted model, not a curated record.